This is a messenger RNA of Puntigrus tetrazona (Sumatra barb), 8471 nucleotides long. It is a transcript of the gene sack1ha, whose product is annotated as family with sequence similarity 83 member Ha. Lineage: Eukaryota; Metazoa; Chordata; Actinopteri; Cypriniformes; Cyprinidae. The record is from RefSeq and is a predicted model, not a curated record. Gene Ontology annotation, molecular function: keratin filament binding. Gene Ontology annotation, biological process: protein localization to cytoskeleton; positive regulation of cell migration; intermediate filament cytoskeleton organization. Gene Ontology annotation, cellular component: keratin filament.
GUGUGUGUGUGUGUGUGUGUGUGUGUGAGAUGUGUUUUCCUCUGCUUCCACUGGAGUGAAAGUUCCAGCGUCUGUCGUUCGUCAUGACAGUGUUGCACCGAUGAAGGGGUUUUACAAAGGGAAUUAAAGAAACACUGCACUUUAGAUUCGGUGUAAAUAUGGCUCAUCGUUCGCAGUGCUCCUCUGCCGGGGACAAUCCCCUGGACCCCAACUACCUGCCCCCUCAUUACCGUGAGGAAUACCGAUUGGCGAUUGAUGCCCUGGUUGUAGCUGACUUGGAGGGCUACUAUGGGUUUCUUCAGGAAGCAGAUGUGGUUGAUUUCCUAUCCCGUACAGAGAUUGAUUAUAUUAAAAGCAUGGUGCAGGCUCCGCAGCACAUCGCUCAACUAGAGAGGAGAUACAUGGCUGAAGAUGUAGAUGGCUCUUCUGACACUUACUGGCCUUUACAUUCAGACCACGAUGCGCCGAGUCUAGAGCUAGGUUGGCCACAGCAUUACAGAUUUGUUGGACCCACUGAGGUCACUACAUUGGUGAACCCAUCUGAUCCUGAGAUGCCCAGUAUCAAGGAGCAAAUCCGCAGAAUGAUCAAGAAUGCACAACAAGUUAUUGCUGUGGUUAUGGAUAUGUUUACAGAUGUUGACAUCUUUGCUGAUAUCCUUGGUGCAGCGUCACGUGGCGUGGCUGUUUAUGUUCUUCUUGAUGAACUGAAUGCUCAUCAUUUUGUCGCAAUGGUGAACAACUGUAGGGUAAAUCUUGAUGAAAUAAAAUUCAUGCGGGUGAGAACUGUGUCUGGUAGUACCUAUUACUGCAGAACAGGAAAGACCUUCAAAGGUCAGAUGAUGGAGCGUUUUAUUCUAGUAGACUGCAGAGCUGUUUUAAGUGGCAACUAUAGCUUCAUGUGGUCUUUUGAGAAGAUACAUCGUUGUCUUGCUCAUCUAUUUCUGGGACAGCUUGUAACAACCUUUGAUGAAGAGUUUCGGAUUCUUUUUGCCCAUUCAGAGCCACUGGUUGUUGAAAAUGUUUUGGCAAAUAUGCCACACUAUGGUGGUGAACCGGAAAGCUACUACAACACUGAAAAGACCCACAUGUUUAACAGACAACAUCCGACUAUGGGGAUGGAAUGGGCUGGACGUACUACAGAAGAUCAUAUGAAAUUGGGUUACAAAAUGUUACCUAUUAGAAGUGAAUCCAUCCACAGUGCAACAGAAGCAAAUCCCUCUGUUCAGAGGCACAUGAACCUGCAUGCUUCCCAGCAAUAUAGAGGGGACAAUCAAUUUAUAGAGCAUGGAAGGCACCAAAUGAGAGCAACAAAUGAAACGAUUGGCUUUAAAAGACAAAGUUAUGGAAAUAUACCUGAUUACGAAUACAUGCCCGCUCAAAACCAUUCAACUAUGAGAGGAAACCAGUACAUGGAGGGAGCAAUGCCACAGGGUGGCCACUUUGCAAGAGAACCGCAUAUUUAUCAGGGAGCUGGAUUACAAUCUGGUUAUGACAUGUAUGGAAGGUUUAAAGGCCAAGGGCAACACAUUGAUCAGUUUUCAGGGCCUGUCUACCCUCAUGAGGGGGAUGAGGCUGAAGCACCUGGAGCUUAUGACCAUAUUCAAAGAUACCUGCAGUCUCAACCUGCUAUGGAGGAAGGACAUGGUCCAAGAAAUCCACUACCGCCUGUGCAGUCCAAUCUCAAGAGACAUAGCAUGGGACAUUCUUAUACAUGUCAGACCUCCCCAACACAACCAAACCCGCCAGAACAGAAACGUUUCUUCAAUGCAAACCGCAAACCACAGGAUGUGAGUCAAAAGCAAGGCCUGCGGGACUGGAGGAUCAGCUCAUACCUUAGUGCAUAUGAUGAUGCAGGAGAGCUGGACUUAUCUGAACUUGAAGUAUCCACUGCAUGUGAUGACAUUCCAUGUUUUACGCAGGAAGCUCCUUGUGGCCCCGUAUGUGCUGAAAUUAGACCAGGAAAUAGAGAGUUGAACAGGAUACAUCCUCAGAGGGAAAAUCCCACAUUUGUCCAAACUCAAAAUGAUUCUUUUGUGUCUGACAGUUUAGUUAAUCCUCCAUGUGAUUUAUCACAAAUAAAUAUCAAAACAACAACAGCAUCAACUUCAGAGUCUUCUUGCACCACUGAGGGUGACAAAGCAGAGGAGCCGCAGAAUAGAGAACCUAAAGAGACUAACCGGAUAAGUGAAGAGUUCCUCAAAAGGAAACCUAGUCGACCUGUCCAGAGGAGUUCCAGAUUGAGACACUCGCUGAUAUUCAAUUCAAAUCUGGAGUUGCAUACAUCAGAAGAGAUGAAAGAUACUGCUGGAGAAAAAGAUGGGGAUGAAUCUUCAAAGCUUUCAGCUCGUGUGUCACAAAUCUUCGAUAAAAGGAGGACUGGUUCUCCAUUUCAACCGUUUCAGUGGAGAAGUUUGGCAAAGUCAGCCACAUUUGAUAACUCCACCUCAGAGUCUGCACAACCUGAGGAUGAACUGAACAAAACUGGUGAAAAUUCAGAUGUAGAUAAGGUUGAAAACUGCCAAAAUCUUCGAAGGAAUUCAUUAAAGGGUGAUCUGCAAGAAAAAGAUCAGCCUCAAACAGCUCCUGAAAAAAAUAGCCAAAAGGAUGAAUGUCCAUCUAAUUUAUUGCAAAAGCCAACCUCUUUCAUAGAUAUGAAUGACCCUGACUGUAGACUGAGGUAUUUCAAAGAGUUAGCAGCCAAACGAAAACUUGCAGCAGCAAAAGGUUCUCAGAGCAAUCCAAUGAAAGCCACCCAAAAGUUUGCUCUACCAGAGAAACCUUUGGCUAAUGAUACAGAUGAAAAAACAGGGCCUGUGUUCAAGACCUCAGAAUCUUCACUGAAGUCAAAAAAUACCCCUUCCACAGUAACAGAAAUCAAAGAAACAUAUAAAGAUACCACAUGUGAGGAAUCAAGUGAAGACAUCCCUCAUAGAGCCACCGAUGCUGAAAAAAUAAGAUUUAAGAAAAAACUUGCAGAAGAGUCUGGCUCAGCUUUAAAACAUUUUAAAGGAGAGAUUGCUCAAGCUCAAAAACCUGUUGAAGAGGCAAGAACAAUAUCUACAACUAAAAACCAGACACCUCCCAUUCUGAAAUUAUUUUCACAAAAGUCUCUCUGUGCCUUACAAAAUCAAGCAGAUUCUGAUGUUUUAGAUACAACCUUAACCAAAUCUAGCCUCAAACAAUAUCAUAUUCCUAAAGAAACUGAUUCAUCCCAUGCCAUUGUAACUCAGGGUUGUCCUCCUGUUAAGUUACCACAGGCAAAGUGUGUGUCACCACUAUGUACUACUCCAAAUGAGGGAAAUCUAUCUGCAAAAGACUCCCAAAUUCUUCCACAGAGCUUAAUCAAUAUUUCUAGCACUUGUUCUGAUACUGAGCCUCUUUGUUCUAAUUCAACAGCAAACUUGGAAAUUGUAGAUACUUGUGUACCUUCAAAAAGUGACCGCAAAAAUAAAGUUCCCUCUCCUACAUUUCCUACAGCUGGAAUUAGUUCUAUCAAACACCCCGCUGCAAAAAAUCUUGACUUAUCUCAGCACCUCAAUGAAACUGGGGAAGAUAUUUCUAGACACUUCACUGCAGGGGCUGAACUGUCUACAGCAGAAAAUGUGCAUUUCCAACACUACUCUGCAAAAGAGACAAACUCUUCUCGACAGCAUAAUUUAAUGGAAGCUAACUCUUCCAUACCACCCACUACCACAGAAAGCGAACAAAAUUCUACUACAACAGAGUCAGACCAUUCUCAAUACACUAAUGCCUCUAAAACAGACUGUUUUCAACAGCCUACUGCAGUGAGAAAAGAUUUUUCCCUGCACCCCACUGCUAGAGAAUGUGGAACUUCACCAAACUUCCCUAUUACAACAGAAGCGGAUUCUUUCCAACAGCCAACUGCAGCAGAAGUCAUCAUCAGUGAAUCAUCAUAUCUCUCCACUACAAUAAACUCUUCUCAACCACCAACUGAGCCAGGAGAAGGCUCUUCUCAGCCCGGUACUAAAACUGGGACAGACUUUUGCCAACAAUCUAGUGGAGCAGAAAGCGAAGACUCUGAAAAACCCACUUCAGUUCAGACAGACCCUACUACAGCAAGAAAUAAUUCAUCCCAACAGUACACUGCAGUAUCCUCAGACUUUUCAAAACAUCCCCCUGUAGUUGGGGCAGACACUUCAGAACACCUCACUGCAGCAGAGGUAGACUCUUCUCAGCUGUCGGCUGCAUUUGUAAAAGACUCUAUGCAAUACCAUGUGGAAAACAAAAGUAAACAUUCCCUAAAACCCUCUACAUUGGGUACACAAACCUUCAUUCAGCCAAAUGUUUCUGCUGCAGCCUCUUCACAACAUUCUAGUGCAACAACCACCGAUUUUUCUCAGCAACCAGUUGUAAAAGAUAUAGAAUCUUUCCAGGAGCCUGCUGCAACAGAGACAGGGAAACCAGAAGCAGACACAGACUCCACCCAAAAGUCAACUUCAACAGCCACAAACUCUUCAGACACAGACACUUCCCAGCAGCCCACUGCAACAGAUUCUUCCCAGCAGCCCACUGCAACAGUCACAGACUCUUCAGACACAGACCCUUCCCAGUGCCCCACUGCUGCAGUCACAGACUCUUCAGACACAGACUCUUCCCAGCAGCCCAUUGUAACAAUCACAGAUUCUUCAGACACAGACUCUUCCCAGCAGUACAUUGCAACAGUCACAGACUCUUUAGACACAGACUCUUCCCAGGUACAGCUUUCCAGCUUCCCCUCUACAGCAGAGAUAGUCUCUUCCAGAGAGCCAAAUGCAACAGACACAGACUCUGCCCAGCAGUCUGGUGCAACAAAGACAGACGCUUCCCAAAAACGCACUGUAACAGUCACAGACUCUUCAGACACAGACUCUUCCCAGCAGCCCACUGUAACAGACUCUUCCCAGCAGCCUACUCCAGUAGUCACAGACACUUCUCAGCAACCCACUGCAACAGUCAAAGACUCUUCAGAAACAGACUCUUCCCAGCAGCCGUCUACAGCAGAGAUAGUCUCUUCCAGAGAGCCAAGUUCAGCAGACACAGAUUCUUUCCAGCAGUUUGCUGCAACAGAAACAAACGCUUACCAAGAGCCCACUGUAAAAGAAACAGAUUCUUCUGGGCAGCCCACUGUAACAGUCACAUACUCUUCAGACACUUUCCAAAAGCCCACUGCAACAGUCACAGACUCUUCAGACAAAAAAUCUUCCCAGCAGCCCACUUCAACAGACUCUUCCCAGCAGCCUACUCCAGUAGACACAGACUCUUCCCAGCAGUACACUGCAACAGUCACAGACUCUUUAGACACAGACUCUUCCCAGGUACAGCUUUCCAGCUUCCCCUCUACAGCAGAGAUAGUCUCUUCCAGAGAGCCAAAUGCAACAGUCACAGACUCUGCCCAGCAGUCUGGUGCAACAGAGACAGACGCUUCCCAAAAACGCACUGUAACAGUCACAGACUCUUCAGACACAGACUCUUCCCAGCAGCCCACUGUAACAGACUCUUCCCAGCAGCCUACUCCAGUAGUCACAGACACUUCUCAGCAACCCACUGCAACAGUCAAAGACUCUUCAGAAACAGACUCUUCCCAGCAGCCAUCUACAGCAGAGAUAGUCUCUUCCAGACAGUCAAAUGCAGCAGACACAGAUUCUUUCCAGCAGUUUGCUGCAACAGAGACAGAUGCUUCCCAAGAGCCAACUGUAAAAGAAACAGACUCUUCCGAGCUGCCCACUGCAACAGUCAAAGACUCUUCAGACACAGACUCUUCCCAGCAGCCCUCUACAGUAGAGAUAUUUUCUUCCAGAGAGCCAAGUGCAGCAGACACAGACUCUUCCCUGCAGCCUGCUGCAACAGAGACAGACACUUCCCAAGAUCCCACUGUAAAAGACACAGACUCUUUCAAGCAGCCCACUCCAACAGAGGUAGACUCUUCCCAACAGCCCACUGGAGCCAUCAUAGACACUUCCCAAAAGUCCACUUCAGCAGACACAAACUCUUUCAAGCAGCCCACUGCAACAGAGAGAGAUGCCUCCAAGCAGAUUGCUGUAAAAGAGACAGACUCUUCCCAGACACACACUGUAACAGCCACAGAUUCUUUCCGGCAGUCCAUUCCAACAGAGACUGAUGUGUUCCAGCAGCUCACUAUAACAGAAAGUGAAUUUUCCCAAAGUCCCACCAAAAUUGAGACAGACACUUACAAACAUCCAAUUAAAACAGAAAGUGAAUCCCAUCAAGACAUCACAGCAACAAAGUCUGCCUGUGUGAAUGAGAAAAAAGAUGAUAUCAAACUAAUAACCAUACCAGAGAGCAUUACUCAAAAAGACAAUGGUAUAUCUCAAAAUGCAGUCAUCACAGACUUACGUUCCCUAGCUGAACAUUCCCAAUCUGAAACUGCAACACUUUGUCAUAGCCAAGUAGAACUAAACCAAACACAAGCAUGGGCCAAACCAUGUAUAACUCAUAAUGUAAAAGACACAGAUGAUGGUGAUUUACCUAGUCUUGAUUCAGUGGAGGUGAGCUCAACUCAGCCUCAGCUUUCACCAGAAUCUUGCCGGUCCUUGGAUGUAAUCAGCUCAACUCAGGGAAUAACACAAUCACCAAAUCCUAUGGAAUUUAGUUGUCCAAAGGACUCAAAUCCUGAGAAAGCAGAUGGGUGCAUGACAUCUGACACAAUUACAGAGCAAACUCAGAGUCAUGACACUCCAACUAUGGAUGCAGGGCCUCAGAUAGAAGUUUCUACAGCUGUAGAGUCUAACGGGAUUGAUAAAAUUAAACAAAAACACCAGAGGUAAGAGACUGUGACUAACGCUGCAGAGGUGUCAGAAAAAUCACAUUUGACUGUUCACGUUAAUUCAGAAAAUCAGUCUUCUCUUGCAGAGAAUGCAAAAUCGAUUGUGUCUGCCCAUCAGACAUCUACUGCAAAUGUUAUCUCUUGCAGCAAUCUUAGAGAUGACACUAAAGUUCUUUUAGAGCAAAUUUCAGCAAAGAAUCAAAGCAGAUCUUCCUUGUCCAAGCAGACUCCUGCUGCACCCAGUGAAGUCAAAAAGGUUGAGGUUAGCUCUGCAGAUAAAUUGUCCUCAAAUUAUUCAGGAAGGCCUUGGUCCUCUAAGACUACACCAGAAGAGCGGGAGAAUUUACUAAAAAAGAUGGAGCAAAUGCGUAAAGAGAGGAAGGUCUACAGCCGUUUUGAAGCCUCAUAAAUUAAACCAUUGGAAGAGGUGCUUCAUUGAUGAACAAUAAGAGGGAAGAGAUUUUGCCAGAUUUUUCCUCUUUUUUCUCUCUUACCUCAUAACUGUGAACCUGCACAAACUUGGAUUGAAGUGUCUUACAACUUUUGACUAUACCAAAGAGUGCUGCCUAUAGUCAGACAGUGGAAAUCCCUGCAGGGCGUAACAAGCUAUGCAGAUGAUCUGCAUGCCAAAAACAGGAAAUUUACCAGGUGGAAUAAGCUUUUGAUUGGGCAGGUAGUUCUUAGUGUGUAUAUAGCCUAUAUAGUAUAACUGUGAAACACAUUUCCAAAUUUUGCAGUUAUUGGGAGUUCUAUAUCUAGAAAUUAUGAUCUGUUAUAAAUACUGUAAAUAGAGAGUUGUUUACCUAACAAAAACAAGGAGUUAAUUAAAAAGAGACUUGAGCAUGUGAGCGAUGAGAAGUGGGGGAGGAGUUGCUUGAUAUUGCCAGGAGCAAGGAGCAGGUUUUCUGAAAGUCUCCAACAUCAUUCUUAUACUGCCUCAACAUGUUAACAGAGUCAGACUAUUGUUCAUGCUUCAAUAUGUCAUAAAACUUUUCUGCAAGUAUUUUUUUUUCAUUUAAUAUAGGUAUUUUGUGCCCAGAUGUUUUUCACUGAAAGAACUUCAUAGUGGAUCAGUAGCUGAGCACACAUUUUUCUAUGUAGUAAACUUGAAGCAGCAGGAAACAGAAAACAUGGAACAAAUUGGAGCUGGCGCAAAAUGUUCACAGGAUGCUUUGAAGAGGGAAAGGGGAAAUUGUUCAGUCAUGUGGCCCGGCAAGAGAAUAGAAAAGGACAUUCCAAUAGAUGACUAAUUUAAUUGUUUACUUGUCCAUCGGUUGAUUGUGUAAACAAAAGAUACGUUACUGUAAAAUACAUUCUGUUGGCCUGAUACACAAUGUUGAUGCACAAUGGAAACUCCUAAAAUACAUGUUCAUUACAUAACAUAUUAAUGAAUAUAACAUGUAGCACCUUUUACUCAAAGGAGUUUCUCAAUAUACCAAAUCGAUACAAAAAUGUGCAAUAUUAUGAAUUCAGAAUGAGAUACUGAUUUAUUUAAAUUGUGAAAUUUGUUUGUCAACUAUUGUCAGGUUCCCAUAUGUUACAUGUGUAGAGAACCAAUAAUGUCUGUUACAUGUUCCCACCUGUUCCAAAAGUUGUAUGUUUGAAUCAUGUUUAUAAAGCAAAAUGAGUAAUACUACACUGAUAUGAAAAUAAAACUACAACAUAAGACAUGUUCUUUAAAUAUUAA